Molecule: messenger RNA, 1271 nt
Organism: Protobothrops mucrosquamatus (brown spotted pit viper)
Lineage: Eukaryota; Metazoa; Chordata; Lepidosauria; Squamata; Viperidae
Gene: PAAF1
Product: proteasomal ATPase associated factor 1
Exons: 12
Coding region: 3-1187 (394 amino acids)
Molecular function (GO): protein binding
Source: RefSeq, a predicted model, not a curated record
AGAUGGCGCAGGCGCCGGUGCUGCGGAUCCAGAGCGACUGGGACCAGGUCUUGAGGAGAAAUGAGGAGGAGGUUUGGUUGAGCUGCCGGAGUCCAGGGAAACCAACUUUAUAUGGAACUCUGACCUGCCACGGUCUGAGCCCAGACGGGAUUCCUGAAAUUGUAGCCUCCGAAGGAUUUGAAGCCAGUGCAGUAACUAAGAAAUGUCUGCUCAUUUCCUGCUCACGGGAAAACACCUCUACCAAAGUUCUGGCACCCUACACUGCCUUCUGCAGGAUCCAUCAGAAAAGCAUCACCUGUCUCGACAUUUCCAGCGGAGGUGGGCUCGGAGUAUCCACCAGCGCUGACGGCACGAUGAAAAUUUGGCAAGCCGCUAACGGGGAGGUUAGAAGGAUUUUGGAAGGUCACGUCUACGAUGUGAAUUGUUGUCGAUUUUUCCCGUCGGGCAUCGUGGUGCUGAGCGGAGGGAUGGACGCCAGGCUGAAGAUCUGGUCUGCAGAAAGCGGCAGCUGCGUCGCAACGUUCCAAGGACACAAAGCAGGAAUCCUGGACACAGCCAUUGUGGAGAGGGGCAGGAACGUGGUCUCCAGCUCACGGGACGGCACAGCGCGACUUUGGGAUUGCGGGCGGUUGACUUGCCUGGGCGUUAUAGCCGAUUGCGGCUCUCCGGUCAAUGGGAUCGCUCUGAAUGCCACAGACAACUCGUUAAACUUGGGAUCCCCCGGAGAGCUUCCCAGUGAGCGCGAAGUUGGCACGGAAGGGAAGCUCUUGCUGUUGGCUCGGGAGGACAAAAAACUGCAAGGCGUGGGGUUACAAAGCAGGCAGCCGAUUUUUCUUUUUAUCGGUUCGGAUGCUUUCAACUGUUGCACCUUCCUCUCCAACACGUAUCUGCUGGGAGGGACGCAGGAUGGGACCAUAUACCAGCUGGAUGUGAGAAACACCAAAGCUCCCGUUCGAGUGAUCCAGCGAUCAGGAGCCCCAGUCCUUUCCCUGAUGCCUUAUAAAGACGGGUUUAUUGCCAGCCAAGGUGAUGGAACUUGUUUCAUUAUGCAACAAGACCUCGAUCACGUUCUUGAGCUGACCGGACCCGACUGUGAUCCUGUGUACAAGGUAGCCACGUGGGGAAAAGAAAUCUACACUUGCUGCCGAGACGGGAUCCUGAGGCGAUACCAGCUUUCCGAUCUCUGAUCCGCCUGGAAAUUUCCACCACGGACUGCAAAUCCUGGAUUUAGUUCUGCGAUUCCUUUCAGCGGCCGUUUUGAAAGGCGCCAA